Molecule: messenger RNA, 588 nt
Organism: Trypanosoma rangeli
Lineage: Eukaryota; Euglenozoa; Kinetoplastea; Trypanosomatida; Trypanosomatidae
Product: septum formation protein
Exons: 1
Coding region: 1-588 (195 amino acids)
Molecular function (GO): nucleoside triphosphate diphosphatase activity
Source: RefSeq, a predicted model, not a curated record
AUGGUUAUUGGCACGAGUUCCACAGUAAGGGCAAAGCUUUUGCAAAACUACUUUUCUGACGUCUAUCAAGAGUUUCUAAAGCUUUCUCCCGAUAUUGACGAGAAGGCGUGGCGCUCCCCCGACCCCUUUGAACUUACAAGACUUGUUGCGUGUGCCAAGAUGCGGGCCGUUUUGGAGAAGUUAAAGCACACACAUCCUCAUCUGAAGCACGGUGUGGUGGUGACUUUCGAUCAAGUUGUGGUAAAGGAUGGUGAGAUUCGUGAGAAGCCCGAGUCCGUGGAGGAGGCCAGAGGCUAUUUGAAGUCUUACUCGAACAGCAAUGUAAGGACGGUGGCUGCGUACGCCGUCUGCUCGCUUGAUACAGGUAAAAUGAAGGUGGGAGAGCAUGAAACAGAUACAUAUUUCUCCGCUUACGAUGAUGAUGUCGUUGAACGUGUGCUCGCGAGAGGAGCGUGCAUGCACACGGCUGGUGCAUUCGUUGUGGAAGACGAGGACAUUAGUCGCUACGUUGUGCGCAACGUGGGGACGCUUGAGGCUGUACAGGGAGUAGACCCUGUGGCGCUUGAACAUCUAAUGAAAAAGGAAUAA